AUGGUUUCUUCCCUUCUCGCUCUCGGCGCCUUGGCCGCCUCCGCAAUUGCUGCUCCUCUGGACGCCCGCGCCGGCUGCACCUUCACUGAUGCCGCCUCUGCCAUCAAGGGCAAGGCCAGCUGCACUACCAUCGUCCUCAACAACAUUGUCGUCCCCGCCGGCACCACGCUUGACAUGACCGGCCUCAAGGCUGGCACUCACGUCACCUUCCAGGGCAAGACCACCUUCGGCUACAAGGAAUGGGAGGGUCCCCUCAUCUCCUUCUCUGGCUCCAACAUCCUCAUUGACGGUGCCUCUGGCUCCUCCAUUGACUGCCAGGGCCAGCGCUGGUGGGACGGCAAGGGAGGCAACGGCGGCAAGACCAAGCCUAAGUUCUUCUACGCCCACAGCCUUAAGAACUCUAACAUCAAGAACCUUAACGUCCUGAACACUCCCGUCCAGGCUUUCUCCAUUAACAGCGCCACCAACCUCGGCGUCUACGGUAUCAACCUUGACAACUCCCUCGGAGACUCCAAGGGUGGCCACAACACCGAUGCUUUCGACGUCGGCUCCUCCACUGGUGUCUACAUCUCCGGCGCUGUUGUCAAGAACCAGGACGACUGCCUCGCCAUCAACUCCGGCACCAACAUCACCUUCACCGGCGGUACUUGCUCUGGUGGCCACGGUCUUUCCAUUGGCUCCGUCGGCGGUCGCAGCAACAACGUUGUCAAGGACAUUGUCAUCUCCAACUCCAAGAUCUCCAACUCCGACAACGGUGUCCGCAUCAAGACUGUCUACGGCGCCACUGGCUCCGUCUCCAACGUCCAGUACACCGGUAUCACUCUGUCCAACAUUGCCAAGUACGGUAUCGUCAUUGAGCAGGACUACGAGAACGGCUCCCCCACCGGCAAGCCCACCGCUGGCGUCCCUAUCACCGCCCUUACCAUCAGCAAGGUCACUGGAACCGUCGCCUCCUCCGGCACUGACGUCUACAUCCUCUGCGCUUCCGGUGCCUGCAGCAACUGGAAGUGGAGCGGCGUUAGCCUUACUGGUGGCAAGAAGUCCACCAAGUGCUCCGGCAUUCCCAGCGGCGGUGCCGCUUGCUAA
Colletotrichum spaethianum is the source of this 1086-nucleotide messenger RNA. Its product is annotated as endopolygalacturonase 1. Gene Ontology annotation, molecular function: polygalacturonase activity. Gene Ontology annotation, biological process: pectin catabolic process. Bases 1 to 1086 code for a protein of 361 amino acids. The transcript is spliced from 2 exons. Gene Ontology annotation, cellular component: extracellular region. The record is from RefSeq and is a predicted model, not a curated record. Lineage: Eukaryota; Fungi; Ascomycota; Sordariomycetes; Glomerellales; Glomerellaceae.